Molecule: messenger RNA, 1690 nt
Organism: Nothobranchius furzeri (turquoise killifish)
Lineage: Eukaryota; Metazoa; Chordata; Actinopteri; Cyprinodontiformes; Nothobranchiidae
Gene: nhej1
Product: nonhomologous end-joining factor 1
Biological process (GO): double-strand break repair via nonhomologous end joining
Cellular component (GO): nucleus; DNA ligase IV complex
Molecular function (GO): DNA end binding
Source: RefSeq, a predicted model, not a curated record
GUUUCACGUCGGUGUCGGACUUGUUAACAACAACCGGCCGAAAAGUUGCUCUUCCUUUGAAACGCUUUGACUUAUUUUUAUGACUCAAUAAUUAGUGUUUACACAUUUAUACACGUGUGGUGAGCCGCUCUGCUACAAAACUGAUUAUAUUAAUUAUAAUUUUAACCAAAGAAAAGUUAGGUUGUUCCUGCUCCGCCCGAAGUGCAGUUUAGUUCCAGUGCUCUCCAAAAAGAUCUAACUGAUCUCAGACCAGUCAGAGACGGUGGUGGAGCGCUUGGAGGCCAGGUUUCUCAUCAAAUACUGGCCCGAGAUCAAGCUUUUGAGAUACAUCCCUCGGAAGUGUGUCUGGUGGGGAUGGAGGCCAGCGCUGACCCUGCAGACGACGUCCUUCUCAAGCGUCCGUGGCUUUCUGUGAACAUCAGCAGCUGCCAGCUCCUCUCCAAGACCUGGUUUGGUGAAACGUCAUACCGCGUCCUGCUUACUGACAUGCACUGUGUGUGGGAGGAGAGGAUGGACGCAGCGUCCAUCCACAGUAGAGCCCAGGAGCUGAACCCCCGUCUGCGAGCGUCGGUCGGAGCUUUUUUCUCCCACCUGUGCGAGGUAGCUGAGCCUUGCUUGUCAGGAAGAGCUGGAGCUGCUGAAUGUGAGGUUCAGGUUUUCCUGAAUCGAAAGGAUGAUGGAAACAUCCAUGUGAAGCUGAAGAGUGAGCUGGCAGGGUUACCCUUUCACUGGGAGUUCAUCUGCAGCCCUGCUCCUGUUGCUUUGGUGUGUGUUCAGCUUGUGCGCCCCCUACUGGUGAUGAGCCGCCUGCUGCAACAGCAGGUGGAGCAGCUGGGAGGUCUACUGGCUCGGAAGGAUGCAGAGAUUCAAGACUAUAGAGAGAAUGGAGCCACGCUCAGCAGAGAACGCCUGCAGACAGAUGUUUUUGAGAGUCAAACCUACAGGGAGAGCUUCAUGUCACAGACUCUUCCGCUGCUCUGGUCUGAACGCUCCGAUGCUCUAGGCUUCGACUCAGACCUUCAGCAGCUGUAUGCCAACGUUGUUGCUCACAGAAGUUCACGAAAACGUAAACUGUCAUCAGAGACCUGUGCUGUGGAGGACCGACCUGCUGCUGAAAAACCUGCUGAGACUUCAUCAGCAGCAGCAUCAUCAUCAUCAUCAUCAUCAUCAUCAUCAUCAUCAUCAGCAGCAGCAGCAUCAUCGGAUGUCAGAUCUGUCAGCAGGGAUCAAAACCACGACCAGGAAGUUCAAACGACCAACAACAAAUCAGCAAACAGACCCACAACACAGCAGUCCCUUCACAUCAAGCCCGGCGCUGUGGAGCGACCAACGUCCAAACCAAAGCAGAAGAAAGUGGGACUGUUCCGAUGAGUCCAGCAGAACACAAACACAUUCAGAAGUCCAUUCACAAAACCCUGGUUUUUACUUCCACACGUCAUUUUAAAACACUUAUUUUAAACUCCUCCAAUAUUUUUAACACAAUGCACUGAAACAAAUGUUUACAACUUUUAAAUUUAGAUAAAAUCAUGAAUUAUUAAAUGUUCCUGUCUUUGGUGAAUGUGAUCAUCAGGCUCAGUUUUAGAUGUUUCAGAUCGUCUGUUCAAUUUUAAUGUUUUAGAUAGUCUGCCUUCAUUUUGUUUUAAUUUAGUAUCAUAAAAACUUUCAAUUAAAGGUUUCAAAUAUAUUUAAA